UGACGAAUGCAAAACGCCAAAGAAAUUAGGAAGUUGCCACAAUGACGGGCAUGCGACAAACACCUCUGACUUGCAGUGGUCACACAAGGCCUGUUACUGAUCUUGCUUUCAGUGAAUCAACUCCUUUUGGUUAUUUUCUCGUCAGUGCAUGUAAAGAUGGCAAGCCAAUGCUUCGUCAGGGUGACACUGGAGAUUGGAUUGGAACAUUUGAAGGCCAUAAAGGAGCUGUAUGGGGUGCGACACUUAACCGAGAAGCUACCAAAGUAGCUACUGGAGCAGCAGAUUUUUCAGCGAAACUUUGGGAUGCCCUCAGCGGAGAAGAACUUCAUACGUUUGCCCACAAACAUAUUGUCAAGAGUGUUGACUUCUCAACUGACAGUAAUCUACUACUAACUGGUAGUAAUGAGAAAAUGCUGAGGAUUUUCGAUCUGCAGAGACCAGAAGCUGAUGCCAAAGUUUGUUUAAAUGGGCACACUUCCAAUAUAAGGACAGCCAUAUUUACUAAAUGUAACACUCAGGUUCUCAGCGCCUCUGAUGACAAAACUGUCAGGUUGUGGGAUGCCUCAAGUGGCGAAGAGAUAAAAAGGCUGGAGUUCCCAUCAAUUCCCAAUAGUUUGGAAUUGUCAGAUGACCAAAUGCUGCUUCUUAUCACUCAGGGAAACUUUACCAGUUUCUACAAUGCAGAAACGUUGGAGAAAAUAAAGGAGUUUGAGGCCCCAACCCAGAUCAAUUCUGCCUCACUUCACUCAUCCAGGAAAGUGUUUGUGGCAGGCGGAGAGGACUUCAAAAUGUAUAAGUUUGACUAUGAGACAGGAGAAGAGCUUGAAUCGUUCAAAGGACAUUUUGGACCAGUGCACUGCGUACGGUUCUCUCCUGACGGUGAGCUGUACGCCAGUGGAAGUGAAGAUGGAACAUUAAGACUAUGGCAGACAACAGUUGGAAAGACUUACGGCUUGUGGAAAUGUGUCAUGCCUGAUGAAGCUAUCAAUAACACCGAUUCUACACCAACCAAAGCCGAGACAUAGCAAAUCAUGUCUAAGUGAUAAGUCGUGUAUCGGUUCAGCCAAGAAGAGGUGCAAAGCUGCAGACAUUUGUCUGUACAUCUCUGUCUGCCUGUGAAGCUGCAACAUGCAAUCACAGCUCUCCUCCAAAUGUCUGCCAUGGAAAUGGUCAAAUGUUUCAGAUGUUGUGAGUUGAGACCAUUAAUGGCAGUUUGCAAGAAUACCACCACUGAAAUUUCUGGAAAAAGAUUUAUUUUAGAUUUUGGAUGCAAAUUGUACAUGUCUGUGACUGCGUUUCUGUGUCUCUGACUCAGCUUGUGUUGGUAGUUGAUUUGAUGAAUUAGAGCUAUAUUACAUCAAUAUCAGAUAUCUGGAACUUAACAACAGAAAAAGUCUGGAAAAUUUUAUUAUCUUCACAUGAACAUGUAUCUAGAUAUGUUUCGCAUUUGCUGAAUUUUUAUGUAUAUCACAGUGAAUUUUUCAAUGUUGGAUUAAGACAAACUCAGACUCGCAUGAUAGUAACUAUGUGAAAUGUGAAAGUACAAUAUUUAUUACAUGAAGACAUAUUUCGCGUGGAGGUAAACUGGUUGUCAUGACAACAAAUGUGAGACAUCUGUUGUUUGUUAGUCCACUGAAACUGUCUCCGACUCAUGUAAAACAAUUAUGAUAUAUCUGAAAGGAGCAUAUAUACAUGAAGAGUAUUGUUUAAAUAUUGCAAAGAGUUUAAUAAUUUAAUGUUAUUUUCAGGAUAUUAACUUUGGAGCAAGAAUAAAGAGAUGAGAUUCAA
Messenger RNA from Pecten maximus, 1788 nucleotides. Its product is annotated as serine-threonine kinase receptor-associated protein-like. Gene Ontology annotation, biological process: spliceosomal snRNP assembly. Bases 42 to 1025 code for a protein of 327 amino acids. The record is from RefSeq and is a predicted model, not a curated record. NCBI's taxonomy places the organism in Eukaryota, Metazoa, Mollusca, Bivalvia, Pectinida, Pectinidae. Gene Ontology annotation, molecular function: RNA binding; protein binding. The transcript has 7 exons. Gene Ontology annotation, cellular component: SMN complex.